Molecule: messenger RNA, 11610 nt
Organism: Penicillium salamii
Lineage: Eukaryota; Fungi; Ascomycota; Eurotiomycetes; Eurotiales; Aspergillaceae
Source: the annotation of a GenBank genome assembly
AUGGAGCGAAACAUAGAUAUCUAUGCCACCAAGCUUGGCGACGAGAAGCUAGAUGUCAAAGUCCGAGCCAACGUCGCUACGGAGUUGCGAGACAAUAUCGAACCCCUCUGCGUUGGCACAAAUUAUCCCAUUUUUCUAGCGAAGCUAUGGCCGGUUUUCAAAACAAUUCUCAAAGGAGACCCGGUGUUCUUGAGCAUGUCUUACGAGCAGAAACUCCGAAACUGCAUUCUAGAGACACUCCACCGAUUACCGAUGGGCUCCCCCGAUGUCGAGCAGUACGCGGUGGAUAUGGUCGACCUGCUGAUGGAACUCGCGCGGAUCGAAAAUGAAGACAAUGCGGUGCUUUGCAUGAAGACCAUCAUGGAUUUGGAGAGAAAUCAAGCCAAGGCUACAGCACUCCGGGUCCAAACGUUCCUCGAGCUGAUUCAAGAGAUGUUCCAGACCAUGGAGCAAGUGGUGCGGGAUACUUUUGACACACCAAACCAAGCCACACCCUCGGGCAUGCCGUCAACGCCGAACGCAACAGCACAGAGCUUCCAGUCUCCUCGACCAAGCUCGCCCGCAACCUCAGUAUCGGAUCUCGGCCCAGAACAACAGUCAAGCAAUGUCCUGCUGAAGGGCAUGCAGUCGUUCAAAGUUCUUGCCGAAUGCCCGAUUAUCGUUGUUUCGAUCUUCCAGACCCACCGCGCGUCAGUUUCAGCUAAUGUGAAGCUGUUCGUACCGCUCAUUAAGACUAUCCUGUUGCUUCAGGCGAAGCCGCAAGAGAAGGCACACGCAGAAGCUGCAGCACAGGGAACGGUUUUCACAGGAGUCUGCAAGGAGAUCAAGAACCGAGCCGCAUUCGGGGAGUUCAUCACAGCACAAGUCAAGACGAUGAGCUUUUUGGCAUAUUUGUUGCGUCUGUAUGCUCACCAGCUCCAGGACUUCCUCCCGACUCUCCCUUCUGUCGUUGUGCGUCUUCUUCAAGAUUGCCCGCGAGAGAAGUCGGGGGCAAGGAAAGAGUUGCUGGUGGCCAUUCGUCACAUCAUAAACUUCAACUAUCGCAAAAUCUUCCUCGAGAAAAUCGAUGAGCUUCUGGACGAGCGAACACUCAUCGGUGAUGGCCUGACUGUCUAUGAGACCAUGCGACCCUUGGCUUACAGCAUGCUUGCUGAUCUGAUCCACCAUGUUCGUGACCAUCUGAGCCGUGACCAGAUUCGGAGAACCGUCGAGGUGUAUACGAAAAAUCUCCACGACGAUUUCCCCGGCACGAGUUUCCAGACGAUGAGUGCAAAGCUCCUCCUGAACAUGGCAGAGAACAUCUCCAAACUGGAUGAUAAGCGUGAGGCACGAUACUUCUUAAUAAUGAUUUUAGAUGCAAUCGGUGACAAGUUCGCAUCGAUGAACCACCAGUUCAAGAACGCCGUCAAAGUCUCGAAGGCCUAUAAAGCCUUCCGCAAGGAUAUUGAGCCUUGCCCCGAGAGCUACCUCGCUGAAAAGGACCAACCCCCUGAUUGGGAUGAAAUCGACAUUUUCUCCGCUUCUCCAAUCAAGACAUCCAGUCCACGCGAUCGUGGUGGUGACCCUGUCACAGAAAACAUCUUCUUAUUCAGGAAUCUGAUCAACGGGCUGAAGAACAUUUUCCGCCAACUGAAAAAUUGCAACCCAGAUGAUGUACAGAUCGAUCCAAGCAACGUUCCUGUCAAUUGGUCCGAGGUGUCAUAUGGGUACAAUGCAGAGGAAGUCAGCGUUAUCAAGAAGCUCUUCCACGAAGGAGCUCGUGUCUUCCGCUACUACGGAGUUGACGAGAGUCCCACUGAGAUGAACUACGCAACUCCAUUUGACUUCCUUGCUAGUCAGUACACUGCACCGAUGUCACGGGAAGAAAAGGAGCUUCUGGAAAGUUUCGGGACUGUCUUCCACUGCAUUGAUACUGCCACAUUCCACGAGGUCUUCCACUCUGAAAUUCCCUACCUCCACGAGCUUAUGUUUGAACACGGGGCUUUGCUCCACCUGCCCCAGUUUUUCCUGGCUAGUGAGGCAACAUCCCCCGCAUUCUCUGGCAUGGUCCUUCAGUAUUUGAUGGAACGGAUUGAUGAGGUCGGGACCUCAGACAUGACAAAGGCCAAGAUCCUCUUAAGGAUGUUCAAACUUUCUUUCAUGGCGGUGACUCUGUUCUCCAUGCAGAACGAGCAGGUUCUCCACCCUCAUGUGACGAAGAUCGUGACCAAAUGUAUUGAGCUUUCAGUCACUGCGGAGGAGCCUAUGAACUAUUUCCUUCUCUUGCGUUCUCUGUUCCGAAGCAUCGGCGGGGGCAGAUUCGAGCUUCUCUACAAGGAGAUUCUUCCCUUGUUGGAGAUGUUGCUCGAGACGUUCAACAAUCUACUACUUGCAGCCCGUAAGCCGCAGGAGCGGGAUCUCUAUGUGGAACUUACCCUGACUGUGCCCGCUCGACUGAGCCAUCUGCUACCCCACCUCAGCUAUCUCAUGCGACCAAUCGUGGUUGCCCUGCGUGCAGACUCCGACCUUGUUGGACAGGGCUUGCGCACAUUGGAACUCUGCGUGGACAACCUCACAGCCGAUUACCUUGACCCAAUCAUGGCUCCUAUAAUGGACGAGUUGAUGACUGCUCUCUGGGAUCAUCUUCGCCCACACCCUUAUAAUCACUUCCACGCUCAUACAACCAUGCGCAUCCUAGGAAAACUGGGCGGAAGGAAUCGCAAGUUCCUCAACCACCCACCCGAGCUCUCUUUCCAGCAAUUUUCCGACGAUAACCCAAGUUUCGAUAUCAGAUUGAUCGGUCCGAAUGAGAAGAGACCUUUCCCUGUUGACAUUGGUAUCGACCUUGCUGCUGGUAAACUCAUGGAAGUUCCGAAGACGGAUGCGGCCAAGGCUUCGGACAUCUAUUACAAGCAGCAGGCGUAUCGUAUGCUCAGCUCUCAUCUCAAACUUCAGAUCGGCUAUGAUGCUAUCCCUGAUGAUUUAGCCACCUCGAUCAGGCUUCAUGCCAACGACCUCUUCGAGAACAAGCCUAGUGCUAUGGCUGAUAUCCUUGAUAAGUCUGAGAGAUCCGCCUCGAUCCCGAAGAAGAUUGCACAGGAAGCAACAGUGAAGAAACUCAUCAAGGCUUGCAUAUUCGCCACUACAAUCCCCGAGCUUGAGCAAACUGCUAAGGCUUUUGUGGCUGAUGUUUGCAAGCACUUCGCACUUGUAGAGGUCGGUCGUGCGCUGGCGCAAUUCAGACAUGGCCGUAAAGCCUUCGACGUUGCCAGCGGCGAAGGUCCCGUGUACCUUGACUCCAAAAUCCUGGCCGAGGCCCUAGUCGAGUGCCUCGCGUCCGAUGAGGUUCAUGUUCGGGAAGCCGCUGAGCAGGCCAUGACUGUUGUGAAAGAUGCCGCUGGGGUCAUCUUCGGAUCCCCAGAGAAAGCCGCCAAGCUUCCAUUCUUCCAGCACCUGGGUCGUGUCUUCUGUCACAGCUGCUAUAGCGAAGAGUGGUUUACCAAGGCCGGUGGAAGCCUGGGAAUCAACUUGCUCGCCACCAAGCUGGACUUGGGAGAAUCAUGGCUGUACGAGCGACACGUGGAGUUCUGCCGGUCACUGAUGUAUGUCAUCAAGGACACACCACUAGAUCUGCCGGCUGCCACGCGAAUCCAGUCGCAGGAGACCAUGGUCUUGAUUCUGCAAAAAUGUGGAAAGCUCAUUCCCAAAGAUGAUCUCAAGAAUGAAAAGACUCGGUUGUAUGCGCUUUGUGGCUUGCUUGUCUACGAGUUGGGGCAUAUGAACAAACACGUCCGGGAGAGCGCCCGUCGUUGCUUCACCACUCUGAAGGAAGUCCUUGGCUGUGAGGUUCAUGAGCUGAUCUUACCCGUCAGGGAUCGUCUCUUGCAGUCAAUCUUCAACAAGCCUCUACGUGCCCUUCCUUUUGCAACUCAGAUUGGCUUCAUUGAUGCUAUCACUUACUGUCUGAGUCUUCACAACGAGAUCGUCACUUUCAACGAGCCACUAAAUCGCCUGAUGUUGGAAUCACUCGCGCUCGCCGAUGCAGAUGACGAAUCUCUUGCGUCUAAGCCGAAUGAGUUCAAGAACGCAGACAUGAUUGUGAACCUGCGUGUUGCUUGCCUUCGCUUGUUAUCGAUGGCAAUGAGUUUCUCCGAGUUUGCCAACACCCCUCAAAACACGAGCAGGGCUCGCAUCAUCUCGGUCUUCUUCAAAUCGCUCUACUCGCGCUCGCAGGAAGUCAUCGAAGCAGCAAAUGCCGGUCUUCGCGAUGUUCUGACACAAACCAACAAGCUCCCUAAGGAUCUACUGCAGAAUGGUCUACGCCCGAUUCUCAUGAACCUGCAAGACCCGAAGCGUUUGAGUGUUGCUGGCUUGGAUGGUCUUGCUCGUCUCCUAACUCUACUCACCAACUACUUCAAGGUUGAAAUCGGUGCACGUCUUCUCGAUCAUAUGAAGGUGAUUGCAGAUGACGCGGUGUUGCAGAAGGUCUCAUUCAGCCUUGUUGAACAGAACCCGGCCAUGAAGAUAGUCGCCGCCAUCUUUAAUAUCUUCCAUCUCCUCCCCCCUGCCGCGACGUCAUUCAUGGAACAUCUUGUCAACAAGGUGCUUGACCUCGAGUCGAAGUUAAGACGCACGUCACACAGCCCCUUCCGAAAGCCGCUCGUGAAGUACCUGAACCGCUACCCCAAGGAGAGCCUGGCUUUCUUCUUCGCCCGCUUCAAGGAUGAGCGAUUUGGGCGCUUCUUCGGCCAAAUCCUGGCUGAUCCCGAGAGCGAGGGACUACGAAACGCCAUCGUGGGUGAUAUGGAAGCAUUCUCUACUGCGGCAUUUGCCCAAGACACAAGUGAUGGCAAGAACACUGCUGCCAUCAACGGAGUCUAUGUUGCACACUCUCUCUGCUCGUACAGCUCAACCAAGCGCUGGUUGGUCUCGCACGCAGACAUGAGAACAAAGCUCCUGAGCUCCGGCAGAGAACUGGAGAGGAAGCUCCGCGGUGACAGCUUGCCCGCCGAUGAACGUCUCCGCGUGGAACAGGCUGAAGAUCAAUUGAUGGAUAUAUUUACCAUGUAUUUGGCCGAGGCGACUCACGACCUGGACUUCCUCUUCGAGGUUAUCGAUGGACUCUCCGCCGAUGAACUGAAGCGCACUCUCGCACUUCCUAAAUUCAUAUAUAAGAGCAUCAUUUCAAACGAGUCCAUCGACUAUCGUCGGUCUGUCAUCAUGCGCUGUCUUGAUCUUUAUGGCCAGAAGAGCUGCCCGCAGAAGACUAAGACCUAUGCUUUCCGUCACCUAGUCAACCCGAUUUUCGCCAUGGAUGUUCAGGUCACAUGGAACAGUCCCCCGAACACCCCCAAGCUCAUGGAUAAGAGCAUGACCGAGUCAAUCCAAAGUCGUUUAUGGAAGCCACAACUGGCUGAUCUAAGCGAAGAGUCCAAUCAAGCAGGCGUUGAUCACUCACGUAUGGAGCUGCUUCAGCUGUCAGCCUUGUUGAUCAAGUACCACUCUCAAACGGUGCAAGAUUCUCGCAAAGACAUCAUCAAAUUUGCUUGGAACUACAUCCGUCUUGAGGACAUCAUCAACAAGUAUGGCGCAUAUGUCUUGAUCAGCUACUUCAUUGCCCACUAUGAGACACCGUUCAAGAUUGUGAUUCAGGUCUACGUUGCGUUACUGAGAGCCCAUCAAAAUGAGGGGAGGGCCCUUGUCACCCAGGCUCUUGAUGUCCUCGCUCCCGUUCUUCCAACACGGACGGCCAACAACUCAGGCGAUAGGUACCCACUGUGGGCUAAAUGGCCUCGUCGUAUUCUGGCCGAGGAGACUGCCAACUUGCAGCAGGUUAUGAGCAUCUUCCAGUUCUUGGUUAGGCAACCAGAUCUGUUCUAUGAAUCAAGGGAACACUUCGUGCCUCUCAUUGUUCCGUCCCUGAUCAAGAUUACUGGCCCACCAAACACUUCCAAUGACAGCAAGAAGCUGGCGCUCAACCUGAUAAGUCUGAUUUGGCACUGGGAGGAGAAGCGCUUGCACAAUGCAGAGUCACAUUCCUUGACCAAGGGAUCAUCAGAGUCACCAGUUGCCAGGAAGCGCAAGUUGGACGAGGCUCAGGAGCCAUCACCUUCCCCUGCCCUCGGACCUCCAAGCAGCCGUGCACCAUCCGACUACACCGUGCCCCAAGAUUUGCGUGCGGCAUUGGUGAAGUACCUCAUCACCUUCAUCACGACAAUUCCCGAACGAUUCUCAGUUCCGGCUGCCCAGAUUCGCCAGAAGGCCGCGAACAAGCAACAAAACAUCCCAGCCUCAGGAGAAAUGAUCAACAAGGCAAUCAAUUUGCUUCGUAGUCUCCUUUCCGCUGAGUACUGGGGCGACCUUGACAUCGAUCUCUACCAGAAGGCAACUGAGCCCAUCUUGGUAGGCGACAAGGGUGACAAGCCCGAGGACAAGAUCACAUUCAUGGUCAACACCCUCCAGGUGCUUAGAGUCCUCAUUGGAGCUAAGCCGAGUGAGUGGGUUGCUGCUCGUCUACCUGCCAUUCAGAAGCUUCUCGAGAAGCCAUUGAAGUCAGACAAUCCAGAAAUUCAAGAUUGUCUUCAUGGCCUUGAAGAUGAAACCGAUUUCGUCCAUAAGCUUCCUCCUCCUAUCCGGCAUGUACUCGAGGCCAUCCCAGAUGAGCAGCCCGACGAUGAGGAUGCCAUGGACACGGAAGGGACACCUUCUGAGUUUGGUUCGUAUUUAUCUGCCAUCGCCAAUGAAACUCUUUCGGCCAAUAACUACGUGUCAAGUCUCAAUAUUUUGUGGACACUUUCCAAGAUCAAGCCCGCGGAGAUUGACGCACACAUCCCUGCAGUGAUGAAGGCGUUCUCCACGAAAUUGGCCAAGGAGCACGUUGCUGCGUCAACUCAGAAUGGCGCUCAGGGGCAGAAUGGCGCAAAGCCGGCCGAAGGAGCUGCCGCCGCAGCCACCACAGAUCAACAAGAGUUCGAACUGGGUGUUGAUCUCAUCCUGAAGACCAUCGAAUUGAUUUCCGUUCGUAUGUCUCAUCUUGGAGACCAACGACGUCCGUUCCUCAGCGUCCUUGCUCAGAUUGUCGAGCGCUCGCAAAACAUCGAGCUGUGUAGCAAAAUUCUCGGAAUGGCCGAGUCUUGGGUAUUCCAUUCGACUGAGUCCUGGCCUACCUUGAAGGAGAAGACAGCUGUUCUCCACAAGAUGCUGCUCUUCGAGUCUCGCACCGACCAGACGAUGUUGAAGAAGUUCCUUGACCUCGUGAUUCGCAUUUACGAGGACUCCAAGAUCACGCGCACUGAGUUGACAGUUCGACUGGAACACGCAUUUUUGAUUGGUGCCAGGGCGCAAGAUGUCGAAAUGCGCAACAGGUUCAUGCAAAUCUUCGAUCGCAGCUUGACCCGUCUCGCGAGUUCUCGACUCAGCUAUGUACUCACAUGCCAAAACUGGGAUACCCUCGCCGACUCUUUCUGGCUGUCCCAGGCAUCCCACCUGAUCCUUGGAUGUGUUGACAUGAACACCACCGCCCGGCUACACCAGGACGACUUUACACUCUUCCCAGUGUCUUUCCUCUUUGGCAGCGGAGACAAGGAUCCAAGGAAAUCGGACAUCAUGGUCGACAACCAGCUGGAAACCUUCAUCACGGAGCGGAGACGCUUCAUGUCCGACGUCGGUGAUGUCAGAGUUCGUGAUCUUGUUGAGCCUUUGUGCCAACUCCAACACACUGAUAACAACGUUGCAUACAAAUUGUGGACCACUUUGUUCCCUCUUUUCUGGUCAACGCUUUCAAAGGAAGACUGCAUUGAUCUGGAAAAGGACAUGGUCACACUGCUCACUCGAGAGUACCACCAUAGGCAGUUGGACAAGAGGCCCAACGUUGUGCAGGCUCUUCUUGAAGGUAUUGUGCGUGCCACUCCUCGGUUCAAGAUACCACCCCAUGCCAUCAAGUAUCUUAGCCGAACUUACGACGCCUGGUACACUGCGGCCACCUACCUUGAGCAGACGGCCAUAGAUCCUAUCGUCGACACGCCCACUGUCCGCGAGAGUAAUCUUGAUGCCCUGGUAGAAGUUUACGCAGGUUUACAAGAGGAUGACUUCUUCUACGGAACCUGGCGCCGGCGUUGCAAGUUUGUGGAAACCAAUGCGGCGCUUUCUUACGAGCAGCAAGGAAUGUGGGAUAAGUCUCAGCAGCUUUACGAGAACGCUCAGAUCAAGGCUCGGUCCGGUGCCAUGCCAUUCUCACAGGGCGAAUACUUUGUUUGGGAGGAUCACUGGUUGACCUGUGCGCAAAAGCUUCAGCAGUGGGACAUUUUGAGCGACUUCGCCAAACACGAAAAUCUGAAUGACCUUCUGUUGGAAUCCGCUUGGAGAAACAUCGAAAACUGGCAGAGUGAGGGUAACCGAGAGCAGCUCGAAUCACUGAUCAAGUCCGUUUCCGAUGCUCCCACUCCCAGACGCACUUUCUUCCAGGCAUUCAUGGCUUUGCUUCAAUACCAUACGAAGAAAGACAACAUCCAGGAUUUCAACAGCGUCUGCGACGAGUCCAUUCAGCUUUCCAUUCGCAAAUGGCUACAGCUACCCAAGCGCAUCACCAACGCCCAUAUUCCAAUUCUGCAGCACUUCCAGCUUUUGGUUGAGUUGCAUGAUGCUAGUCACAUAUGCGGCAGCUUAGCCCAGACAAAUGAACGCAACCUGGACACCAAAUCCGCCGAGCUCAAGUUGCUGCUCGGAACAUGGAGAGACCGCCUGCCCAAUCUUUGGGACGAUAUCAACACUUGGCAAGAUCUUGUCACAUGGCGUCAACACAUCUUCCAACUCAUCAAUGGUACUUACCUCAGCCUCUUGCCUCCACAGACGAACAAUGUGGCCAGCAAUUCCUACGCCUACCGUGGAUAUCAUGAAACGGCCUGGAUUAUCAACCGCUUCGCUCACGUGGCUCGGAAGCACCAGAUGCCCGAAGUCUGUAUCAACCAGCUCAGCCGCAUCUACACCCUUCCGAAUAUUGAAAUCCAGGAGGCCUUCCUCAAGCUUCGGGAGCAAGCCAAGUCCCAUUACCAGAAUCCGAAGGAGCUGAACAGUGGAUUGGAUGUGAUCAACAAUACCAACCUCAAUUACUUUGGCCCGCAACAAAAGGCCGAGUUCUACACGCUCAAGGGCAUGUUCCUCGCAAAACUGGACCACGUCAACGAGGCGAACGAGGCGUUUGGUGUCGCUCUCUACUACGACUUGCGUCUUGCUAAGGCUUGGUCUGAAUGGGGACAGUACAGUGACCAACGGUUUAAGGCUGACCCCACUGAUUACGAACUUGCUAGCAAUGCUGUUAGUUGCUACCUGGAGGCAGCAGGUCUCUACAAGAGUGCCAAGUCUCGCAAGUUGCUCAGCAGAAUUCUUUGGCUUUUGAGUCUGGACAAUGACGAAGGCAAGAUUGCAAGUGCGUUCGAGAACUUCAAGGGCGACACCCCUGUAUGGUACUGGAUCACCUUCAUCCCACAACUUCUCACCAGCCUGUCUCAUCGCGAGGCCCGACUUUGCAAGGCUGUCUUGACCAAGAUUGCCAAGUUAUACCCGCAAGCUCUCUUCUUCCUGCUGCGCACCAACAGGGAAGACAUGUUGAGCAUCAAGAAACAACAUGACCAAAAGCAAGAGAAGUUGAACAGAGCUAGACAACAACAGCAAGGUUCAUCGCCAAGCACAAAGUCGAACUCAAUCGCUGGCGCCGAGAGUUCCCCUGCCCAGAAGGCACAGGCCAACGCUUUGGCUGCCAAUGCGUCGCCAUCAAUUGCGGCCGCAGGCUCUCCGGCUACACAAAACCCUGCGCUCCCGAACCAGUCUCCUGCCCAGAUUCAGAACACUGUUCAAGCUUCCCCUCGACAAGUUCAAGGCCAGAGCCCACAGGUUGGUCAAACUCCCGGCCAAGCUCAACAUCUACAGGUGCCAGGUCAGAAUGGAACGCCACAGACUCAGCCCGCCACCGUGGAGGGUGAAAAGGAGCCACUCAAGAAACCUUGGGAGUAUUCCGACGAAAUCAUGUCUGGCUUGAAGACAGCCUUCCCCUUGCUCGCUCUGUCCAUGGAGACAAUGGUCGAUCAGAUUCACAAGAACUUUAAGUGUCCUCCAGAUGAGGAUGCUUACCGAUUGAUCGUUGCCCUUUUGAACGAUGGUUUGGCUUAUGUCGGCCGCAUGCCUGCCUCUUACGCCCCAGACUUCAAGUUGCCUGCCGCCACGGAAGCUAAUAUCACUCGCUUUGCUGAGACGAUUCUCCCUGCGCACAUCCGCAAAUCUUUCGAGGCAGACUUUGUUACCAAAAAGCCGACCAUGAACGAGUACAUCCACAAGCUCCGCCGCUGGCGUGACAAGUUCGAGGAGAAGCUCGACCGUCGACCCCAGCAAACAUUCCUUGAGAGCGCAUCUCCUCAUCUGAGUGAGUUCCGCUUCCUCAAGUUUGACGAGGUCGAGAUUCCCGGCCAGUACCUCCUUCACAAGGACAAGAACCAAGACUUUGUCCGUAUUGACCGUUUCCUUCCUGAUGUGGAUCUGGUACGGGGCAUUGGUGUUUGCCAUCGCCGCUUGAAGAUUCGAGGACAUGACGGCAGUGUUCAGGCAUUUGCUGUUCAACAUCCUGCUGCCCGCCAUUGCAGACGUGAAGAACGCAUUCUCCAGCUGUUCCGUAUCUUCAAUGGCUUGCUCGCAAAACGCAAGGAGAGCCGCCGUCGCAAUCUGUACUUCCAUCUACCAUUGAUGGUGCCUCUGGCGCCUCACAUUCGACUGGUCCGCGAUGAUUCUUCAUACAUCUCUAUGCAGGGUAUCUACGAGGAUUACUGUCGUCGCAUGGGCAUGAACAAGGACGAGCCGGUUCUCUUUACCAUGGAUAAAAUGAGGUCAUUGGCAGAGACAAAACAAAAUGUAAGUUCGCCACUCAGCCUCUCUGCAGCCGAGACUAACUACCAAACCCAGCGCACCCCCGACCAGCAGCAAAUCCUUCGUACUGAGAUCCUCACCGCAAUUCAAGACAAAUGGGUGCCGAGUACCGUGGUCUUGGAAUACUUCCAACAGACAUAUCCGAACUUCUCCGAUUUCUGGCUUUUCCGUCGACAAUUCGCCUACCAGUACGCGGCAAUUGCCUUCAUGACCUACGUAAUGCACAUUGGCAACCGGUACCCGAACAAGAUUCUGAUCUCUCGUUCCACCGGCGAUAUCUGGGGUGCCGAAUUGAUCCCCACCAUCAACCCAGCCAAGGCGUUCUUCUAUAAUCCGGAACAAGUCCCCUUCCGUUUCACACCCAACAUCCAAACCCUGCUAGGACCGAUCGCCACAGAGGGUGUGUUCGCUUGUGCAAUGAUGGCCAUCGCACGCUGCCUGACAGAGCCACGCCACGAGCUGGAGCAGCAGCUUAGUGUCUUCGUGCGAGAUGAGAUGAUGUUCUGGGCUACUGCACACCACCGUGGCUCCCUGCCCCCCAACCAGCUUCGCGACCUUGUUUACAACAACAGUGAGAUCAUCGUCAACCGAGCUGUCAGCCUGGCUAGCCCACCAGAGGGUAACUUGCCCGCCAACCAGACCACAAUCGAUUUGGUCUCCAAGGCCGUCAACCCUCAGCACCUGGCUUCGUGUGAUGCUUUGUGGAUGCCAUACCUUUGA